This is a messenger RNA of Xiphophorus hellerii (green swordtail), 2653 nucleotides long. RefSeq names its product alpha-1,3-mannosyl-glycoprotein 4-beta-N-acetylglucosaminyltransferase B-like. Gene Ontology annotation, molecular function: acetylglucosaminyltransferase activity. Gene Ontology annotation, biological process: protein N-linked glycosylation. Bases 128 to 1717 code for a protein of 529 amino acids. The record is from RefSeq and is a predicted model, not a curated record. NCBI's taxonomy places the organism in Eukaryota, Metazoa, Chordata, Actinopteri, Cyprinodontiformes, Poeciliidae. Gene Ontology annotation, cellular component: endoplasmic reticulum; Golgi stack; endoplasmic reticulum-Golgi intermediate compartment. The transcript has 15 exons.
AGAGCCAAUAACAAGCCUCUAACACUAACCUGUAGCAUUCACCUUUAGCUGUCCACCUGUUAUCCAUGGGAAGUGAAGGGGGCAGACGUACAGUGGCUGAGAGGAAGGACUGCUAGUGCGAAAUGAGAUGAGGUUUUACCCCCUACGAGUUGGAUGUUUGUUGGUGAUCGUGUGUUUUCUGUCACUUUCUUGGAUAAAAUCAUUUCCGGAUGAUGGAGCAGAACUGCAGGUGCUGUACAAGAGACUGUUGGUGGCAGAAGAGCUGGGAGGAAAGGUCAGCAAGGACCUCAGCAUCAUCCUGGAGCAGCUGGGGAACAUGACACGCGCCGCUAACGUCAGCCACCUCUGGAGCAACAUGUCCAGCAGCAGCAACACCAUGGUAAAGCAUCUGAUGGAUGACCUGAGCAGACAGCCGCUGCCCCAGGCCAGCAUUCACUUCUACAUGCCUCACCUCAGGGAGCAUCCCAACAGCCUGGUGCCUAAUGUGGUGCUGGGGAAGGGACGCAGCGGAGUGAGCAUGGUGCUGGGCAUUCCCACGGUGAAGCGUGAGAAGCAGAGCUACCUGGUCAACACCCUCAGCUCCCUGCUGUCCGGCCUCACCUCCUCAGAAACGCAGGAUCUCCUCAUCAUCGUCUUUGUCGCUGAGACGGAACUACAGUAUGUGGAGGGCAUCGCACGCAGCCUGUCUGAGAAUUUUCCAAAGGAGGUGCAGUCUGGUUUACUGGAGGUGGUCUCCCCAUCGCAGCAUUACUACCCCGACUUCAACACCCUCAAAGAGACGUUUGGAGACUCCAAGGACAGAGUCAAAUGGCGAACUAAGCAGAAUUUGGACUACAGCUUCCUCAUGCUGUACGCUCAGGACAAAGGAACUUACUAUGUUCAGUUGGAAGACGACGUCUUUGCAAAGAGCGGUUACUAUAGCGACAUGAAGGCAUUCGCCACGCUGGCGUCUUCUAACGAAUGGCUCUACCUGGAAUUCUCCCAGCUUGGGUUCAUAGGUAAGAUGUUUAAGACCAGAGACCUCCCGAUGAUAGCCGAGUUCUUCCUCAUGUUCCACAAAGACAAGCCCAUCGACUGGUUGCUGGAUCACAUUCUGUGGGUGAAGGUUUGCAACCCGGAGAAGGAUAACAAACACUGUGAUCUUCAGAAAGCAAUGAUGAGGAGGAGAUAUAAGCCCUCGCUCUUCCAGCAUGUUGGUCUUCAUUCCUCUUUGCCUGGAAAACUACAACAUCUGAAGGAUAAGGACUUUGGGAAGCAGAGUUUGUUUCAGGCUCACAGUAACCCAGCUGCUGCGGUGAACAGCAGCAUGAAACACUACCAGCAGCACAGCCUGGAGCGGCUUUACAAAGGAAGUGACUUCAUGUGGGCUUUGACGCCGGUCCAGGGCGACUACAUCCUCUUCAGCUUCUCUCGGCCCAUCCGCAUAGCUGGGUAUGUGUUUCGUAGUGGAAACAGCCAGGCAGUGGGGGAUAAAUUUCACAACACAACAGUGGAAGUCCUCUCCAGCUAUACAACGGCUGCAGAGAAGCUCCUGGAUGGCUCAUCGUCUAAAUACAAGCGGUCUGACAGCAACUUCGUUGUUAUUGGUGAAUUUUACAAUGGAGUGGCUGAAGGAGAAAUUGCUGAAGUUCUGCAGCCCAUCUCAGCUCUGCGCCUGGUGGUUCACUCCGACUCAGACGUCUGGGCUCUGCUGAGCGAGAUCCACAUCAAGGUAUGAAGACAAGGCGCGCCCUCUGCUGGACGAAGACUCUAACUACAGGGACAUUUUGAAGCAGCUCUGAAGCCUGACGAGCAGAUCGCCUGUUGGUGAUCUGAGAGGAGCUUCAGACGGAAAUCUGACUCAUGUUGAGUAACCAUGUGGAGGAAGAAGUACUCCCCCCACUGACGGGUUUACACCAACAUAACCUGUCACACAUGUUUUUGCACUAUGACAGAUUUUUAUUCUAUGAAAUAAACAUGUAUGAAAUAUCAAACUGCCUCACCAGGGUUCCCUUUCAUGUCUUUAGGCUUUUUCUAGACUUACUUUUGUUUACCAUGUUAAAAAUGACCUUUAGUGAACAAAAGGCCUGUGUUCAUAUAGACUAACUCCCCACAGAUCAGAUUUCCAGUCUGUUAGUGACCCAGAAAAUGUGCCAAACAAUGAGAAUCAACCUGAAGUCAUGCAUUUAAAGUAAGGGUGCUCAAAGUAGUGACCAGGGGCAAUUAGAAACCCCUGGAUCCUUUUUGUUUGUUUGUUUUCUUGCAGCCACGAGACCAUGAUUCAAGAUUAAAUCAUUUAAAAUCUACUUACAAACAAGUUAGACACAAACAGAAAAUAGAAGUUUAAAUCAUUGUAGAUCCAAAUCUUAACGAGGUUUUCACUUUAUUAAAAAUAGAUCAAGUUUGCAAAACAAAAAGUCUUUUCUGAGCCAUAAGAACAGUAUUUGGGUCACUCUGCUUUUAUAAAUACUUACUGUAUGUAGCCACUUUUAACAAAAGAAUUAAAAGCAGAUUUGAGUUAUCUAAAGUCAGUCGAUAAAUCUGAAUCUGUUUACUAUGAAAGAGAAAGCAAAAAACAUGGUUUUUAAAAGAUAUUUGUGUUGUACUUAACAUUUUUUGUUGUAAGCUUUUGUCAGUAAUACUUUGCUGUAAUUAAAGAAAAAUAGUCAAUCUG